This is a messenger RNA of Cylicostephanus goldi, 415 nucleotides long. The record is from the annotation of a GenBank genome assembly. Lineage: Eukaryota; Metazoa; Nematoda; Chromadorea; Rhabditida; Strongylidae.
AGAGCGUCUUAUCGGAGUUUUACCCAUGAAGCUUUGACAAAGUAUAAAUUUAGCAUCUGAAGCAUCAACAUCUGGAGUGGAGAGGAAUAUUGUCUCCUCGUUGGAAACCCGCAAGUUCUGUGAUACUAGGUUUCCGGCUGCUAACCUUCCAGUCAGAUAUACUUAUCAGAUACUGCAAAAGAUCAGGGGGCGUGAGGCGUCGUUUCAACGCGGGCGAAGUCAACAAGCAGAAAAUAUGCCCACAGUCGUUGACGGAAGGAAUGUCGAUGUCGUCACAUACGACACACCGACUACAUCAACAUCAAUUGCUGAAGAAGGAUAUCGUACGCAACGAGUGGAGGGCGGCAAUAGUCGGCUAAUGGAUGAAUACGUCUCGACAGUUACCAACGGUAGGAUUUGGGAGUUGCAUGCAUAG